AUGGAUCUGUUAGGAGAUAUUGUUGAGAAGGACGUCUCGGAGGCGCCAGCCCUGCACGAAGCUCCCCCCACUGGGUUCCCGGCCCUGUACCAGCCCGAAAAGGUGUCCUCAUGGAAAGUAAGGCUACAGCAGAAGAACAAGCAGAAAAGAACAUCGCAAACCAGCAAAAGAGAAAGGGACACCCCGGCGAAGAGGGCGGUGGAGGAGCCCGUUAUCCCUCCAGAGACGGAGGCACAGCGGAUUCAUCAGGAAAACGUUACGCGCAUGCGAAGCAUGACCCCAGAGCAGCUGGAGCAGGAGAGGCGCGAGCUCCUUGAGUCACUGGAUCCCGCAGUUCUACAUGGGCUUCUCAAGCGGGCAGCCAGGCGCGAGGAGCCUGCUUCCUUGCAGGAAUCCAUGAAAACAGUCAAAGCGCCUCUAUUUGCAGAAGUCGAGGGCGCCCCGGGCACCUGGGUCGGAGGUUCGCGCGAGUUUUCAGAUUUGCCGCAUCUUGACGAUGCUGCAGUCGAUAAAGCGUUGGGAAUUCCGGAGACGAAGGCUAAACACGUAAAGUUUCAGGACCAAGACGAUGAAUCACGCGCAGAAUUCCCAGGUGAUGAAGAAGAGUGCUUUCCGGAGCCCUUGCCUGACGAUGACAUGGCGCCUCAAGAAUACCAGUUUGUUCAGCAAAUGGAUCACAUGAACAAUGAAGACCUGUUAAAAGACGUCCACUUCAUUCGGCCAAACACGGUCGAUAAUGAUUUCGAAGCACUCGACAUCAACGACCCAUCGUUCGACGAAAAACUGCAUAAGAAGUACUUCCCAGAUCUACCAAAGGAGUCGGACAAGAUGGCUUGGAUGAAGCCGGUCUCUUCCGCAAAGCCGACCGGUCUCAUAGAGGAUGUUACUCAGUGCCGAUUCGACUUUCAAGGCAGCUUAGUUCCUCCUGACAGGGAAAUUAAAAGUACACAGGACGGUCUUCACCACCACUCUGAGGAGCCCGAACUGGCGGGCUACACAAUAGUUGAGUUGCAGCAUUUAUCCAGAUCCACAUUCCCUGCGCAAAGAUGUAUUGCUAUCCAGACGCUGGGGAGAAUACUCUACAAGCUAGGCAAACAGUCUUACAAUCAGCUGAUACCGGAGGUGGAUGCUGGAACUUAUGAAGAAAUGGGUGGGGCAGAAGCUAUAUUGAACCACAUAUACGGGAUGUUCUGGGAUCUCUGCAAGGUUAGCAUGGUAAUUGAAUCAUUAACCGAUGCAGCAGAUGAGAACAGCACCAAGAACCUCUCCGUGCGCAACUACGCCAUCGACGCUCUAUGGUUAUGGAAAGAGGGCGGAGGAGAUUUUAGAACAGGAAAAAAUGAGAACAAGUGA
Lachancea thermotolerans CBS 6340 is the source of this 1353-nucleotide messenger RNA. RefSeq names its product Rba50p (gene RBA50). Gene Ontology annotation, biological process: transcription by RNA polymerase II. Gene Ontology annotation, cellular component: nucleus. Lineage: Eukaryota; Fungi; Ascomycota; Saccharomycetes; Saccharomycetales; Saccharomycetaceae. The transcript has a single exon. Bases 1 to 1353 code for a protein of 450 amino acids. The record is from RefSeq and is a predicted model, not a curated record.